This is a messenger RNA of Rotaria sp. Silwood2, 343 nucleotides long. Lineage: Eukaryota; Metazoa; Rotifera; Eurotatoria; Philodinida; Philodinidae. The record is from the annotation of a GenBank genome assembly.
UAAAGUAUUGGCAAAUUCAACGGUUAUUCAAAGUCAGAGUAACAAUGAAAUUCAAUUUCUAAAAUUAGUACAAAAAAUUAAAUUAGAUAACCACCCUGUUUUUGAAUAUUAUGGUUGUAAGAUGAGCAAUGAUGGUAUUUAUAUAGCCUUAGAAUUAGCACAUUGUGAUCUUUAUAAACUUUGGCUUGAUAUGGCAGCAAAAGGAGAUUUUGAAAAGAAAUUAUACUUUAGUACUAUGAUCAUUAUGUAUGCGUUACGAACAUUAAUUUUUCUGGAAAAGUUAAAUAUUAUAUAUGGAGACAUUAAACCACAAAAUCUUGUUGUUGUUCAGAUGCUCGAUUAA